Messenger RNA from Arvicanthis niloticus (Nile rat), 1494 nucleotides. Lineage: Eukaryota; Metazoa; Chordata; Mammalia; Rodentia; Muridae. The record is from RefSeq and is a predicted model, not a curated record.
AUGGGACUCUCCUGGAAGGAACGGGUCUUCAUGGCCUUGUUGGGAAUUGCAGCAGCCUCUGGCCUCACCAUGCUCAUCCUUAUCCUGGUGAAAGCAACCAAUGUUUUCCUGCCUGCAGACACCAAGUUUGGGAUCGUGUUUGAUGCCGGCUCCUCCCACACAUCCCUGUUUGUGUACCAGUGGCCAGCAAACAAGGAAAAGGACACGGGAGUGAUCAGCCAGGCCCUGACUUGCCAGAUAGAAGGACCUGGAAUCUCCUCCUAUACCUCUGACCCGACACAGGCUGGGGAAAGCCUGAAGAGCUGCCUGGAGGAGGCACUGGCAUUGAUUCCACAGACCCAGCAUCCAGAGACGCCCGCAUUCUUGGGGGCCACAGCAGGAAUGAGGCUGCUCAGCCAGAAGAACAGCUCUCAGGCCAGAGACAUCCUAGCUGCAGUAUCCCAGACACUAAGCAAGUCUCCUGUGGAUUUUUGGGGUGCCAAGAUCCUGGAUGGGCAGGAUGAAGGUGCCUUUGGUUGGAUCACCAUCAACUAUGUCCUGGGAAUGCUCCUGAAGUAUUCCUCUGGACAGUGGAUCCUACCUGAAGAGGGGAUGCUAGUUGGUGCUCUAGACCUUGGUGGGGCCUCCACGCAGCUCAGCUUCGUGCCUCAGGGCCCCAUCCUGGACCAGAGCACCCAGGUUACCUUCCGCCUGUAUGGUGCCAACUACAGUGUCUACACUCACAGCUACCUCUGCUUUGGGCGGGACCAGAUCCUGGGACGGCUCUUGGCUAAGCUGGCACAGGUCAGGCUGAGCAGCCAGGUAGCCCGGGUCAGACACCCGUGCUACCACAGUGGCUACCAGGCCACACUGCCACUGGCUUCCUUGUAUGACUCACCCUGCGUCCACACUACAGACUCCCUGAACCACACCCAGAACAUCACAGUUGAAGGGCUUGGCAACCCUGGGGACUGUAUGGCAGCUCUCCGGGGUCUCUUCAACUUCUCCAGCUGUAAGGGCGAAAAGGAUUGUGCUUUCAACGGAGUCUACCAGCCUCCUGUGCAUGGCCAGUUCUAUGCGUUUUCCAACUUUUACUACACCUUCCAUUUCCUGAACCUCACCUCCAGGCAGCCACUGAGCAUUGUCAAUGACACUGUCUGGAAGUUCUGUCAGAAGCCCUGGAAACUGGUGGAAUCCAGCUACCCUGGGCAGGAGCGCUGGCUGCGGGACUACUGUGCCUCAGGCCUGUACAUCCUUGUAUUGUUGCUGGAGGGCUACAAAUUCAGUGAGGAGACCUGGCCCAACAUCCAGUUCCAGAAGCAGGCAGGUGGCAUGGACAUUGGCUGGACACUGGGCUUCAUGCUGAACCUGACGGGCAUGAUUCCAGCUGAGGCACUGAGCCAGUGGCGGGCUCAGAGUUACAGCAUCUGGACGGCUGGAGUAGUAUUUGCAGUGCUGACCCUUGUGGCUAUUCUUGGGGCAGCUGCUGUCCAGCUCUUCUGGACCCAGGACUAG